This is a messenger RNA of Bipolaris sorokiniana ND90Pr, 2331 nucleotides long. RefSeq lists its product as uncharacterized. Bases 1 to 2331 code for a protein of 776 amino acids. NCBI's taxonomy places the organism in Eukaryota, Fungi, Ascomycota, Dothideomycetes, Pleosporales, Pleosporaceae. Gene Ontology annotation, biological process: arachidonate metabolic process. The record is from RefSeq and is a predicted model, not a curated record. The transcript is spliced from 4 exons. Gene Ontology annotation, cellular component: membrane.
AUGCCGCUAGAAAAUUAUUCAGAUUGGCUAUACGGCUUUCAAACUGGAACUGAUUGGUUCCUAGCGUGUGGGGGCGCCUUACAGCGAGCGACUGCUGGUUUUCGCAAUCCUCAUGCCCAGUUUCCUUCUACAGUCUUGCUGAUUGGCAAGCGUGAGAAAGACGCGGCGCGUCGGGCGCUGCUACAAGGGCAUACUCAUCCAGAGUCACGCGGUAUUGCACAAUUGCAGGCAGACAAUUCGACAUCCUACGAUGAAUAUCCCCUCCAAGUUGCGAGUCUAGAUAUUGAGAAAGCCUGCAGCAAGCAGAAGCCACUGCAAAAUCGUAAUGGACAUUUGCUUCACAAAGUCACGUGGUUGUCAGAGCAUUUAUCCGCACCCACAGCAGAGACUUUUGUGGAAAUCAUGGUUGGCAAGUUAUUGACGUUAUUCGUUGAUGUUAUUUGUAUUUUUCUUGACGAUUUUUCUACCCCUGAGGAAGGGAUCCAUUUCCUACAAAGAUGUGGACAUCAUAGUAGCAUGUCACAAGACUGGAAGCCACAGGUCAUCCUUGUCAGUAGUCGCGCGUACAAGCGGAAGGGAAAUUUUAGCCUGCCCAUAUUUAGUAGUAUUCAGCGCGUAGUACUGCCGAAACAAAGCCGCAAAACCCUGUCUGCCUCGAGGUAUUUCACAUUGAAGAAGGUCAUCGAUUCUAGGGUGAAAAUGGUAAGGAAAGGUAGGGAUACGUCUAAGAUGCUGUACUCAGCCUCUCAUCUCAAUGCCUUCUUUGAGCUGGCAUUAGAACAUGUUGCUACAUGCGCCUCUGCACCAUUCAACUUUAUCAUCGCUUCACGGCAACGCAAUCGAAUAGAAAAAGAUCUUAGGGCCAAUCUACGGCACUUUUUGGCGCUAUGCACCACUAAUCACGUAAGCAAAGAGGCUACCUUGAAGCACAUUGCUUCUGCACUUAUGCUGGACAGUCUUCCGCCAGGUAUGCAUCGCGGCCUUAUUGUGCUCAUGUUCCUCUUACGCCGGAGUCUGGACGAGUGCAUCGACAUCUUCAGGCAGCUGUCUGAACGUGUCUUCGCUCCUCGUUCAAUACUUGGAAAUUCCCUGUUCGCGAAUACAUAUGGAUUUCUAUAUUCACUACUUACAGAUAGCUUCUACGGGGCUGCCGAGAUGGAGGCAUGCGUGAAAGAAGCAUUCGGAUCAAACACUACCCUUUUUGGCUCUAAUACAUCGAAUACUGGUAUAUCGGGUCCCAAAGUCGCAGUUACUACAAUGGCUGUAUCUAACUCGAGACUGUGCAUCCUCUCUAACUAUAAUGGAGUUGGAAGGAGGCUCUUAUAUGCGAUGCGUAGGUUAUGGUUCCUUCUCUUAGCUUUCAAGCUUAUUUUAUCCAGAGCUAGGGCUACGUCAGCUGCCCCAUCCUACUUCCCAGCAAAGUUUAUCCAGGGCAUUGGAUUUUUACAGGAUGGCGGUGCAGGAAAGCAUAACAAUCCUAUUGGUCCCGCAGAGUGGGAGGCGAAAGCCAUCUGGAACAAUACACCUGACCUAGCUGUCUCGAUAGGUACAGGGUUUGCUCGAGAUUCAGAGCCACCAAAGACAGUCUCUAGAAGAUUGGGUUUUCGUGACCGUUUCUUCUCGCGCCUAUUCCGCCUUUUUAACGCCAUGCUGAAUGCCCAAGACAGCUGGGAGGACCACGUGAAUCGUGUCCCUCUCGAGGAACGGCACAGAUACUUCCGUGUUAACAUAGCGCUUAGCACAGAGCCAAGGCUAGAUGAUGUUAGCAAGAUACCAGAUCUAGAAGACUUGACUGCGACAUUUCUUCAUGGUUACGAUUUUUCUAGUAUCGCGCAGGCGCUGUUUGCCGCUGCUUUCUUUUUCGAACUCCACCAGAAGCCUACUGCUAAUAGAACAUUGCUAGUAUGCUUUGGUUCUAUCCGCUGCCGUAGCCCGGACACGCGUGCGCUAGUUGAAAGAAUUCUGCAGGAAUACCCAGAUGCCUCCUUUACGAUAGAAGAUGGUACUAGCUUGGGCCAUAUUGGCGACUCCAGCCUUUGCACUGUAUGUGGCCAUUACUGCAAGGCCGUCGAGCUCAAAGUGUACCAUGCAGAACAGAGCAAAUCUAUCUACCUGCAGUUUGAUCAAUCCAACCAAACAAGAAUCAGUGGUUUCCCGCAAUCCAUGUCACAUUUCGCAAGAGUCCAACAGCUGGACGCUGAGUUUGGGAGAUCAGAUCAUCAAGCUACGGACUCUAUAGAUCCCGAAGGCUAUAGUCGAUUUCUUAAUGACAGUAUCAUUGAAAGAAGGCGAUACGAACAAGCACGCCGCAAACAAACAGAAGUUACUUAA